GCUCUUGGUCAUGUCGUCAUUCAGAGCAGCAGCGCCUCAUUCCUCCUACAGGAAGAUGUUUGGCGGGGAGCGAGCCGCGCUCAGGAGCAGCUCCUCCGGCCGCCAGUACUCCAGUCCCGUGCGCACCACCCGGGUGUCCUACGGGCUGUCGUCGGCGCCCGCCAGCACCAUCUACGCGGCCAAGACGCAGCGGCUCCGGAGCAGCGCGGCCAUGCCCCGGCUGGCCUCGGACCACUUGGACUUCACGCUGUCCGACGCCAUCAACAGCGAGUUCAUGGCCAACCGCACCAGCGAGAAGGCGCAGAUGCAGUCGCUCAACGACCGCUUCGCCAGCUACAUCGAGAAGGUUCGCUUCCUGGAGCAGCAGAACAAGAUCCUGCUGGCCGAGCUGGAGCAGCUCCGCGGCAAAGGCACGUCCCGAGUGGGCGACUUGUACGAGGACGAGCUGCGGGAGCUGCGCCGCCAAGUGGACCUGCUGACCAACGACAAGGCCCGGGUGGAGGUGCACCGCGACAACCUGGCCGACGACAUCGACCGACACCGGGACAAGUUGCAGGACGAGAUAUCCCUGCGGGAGGAGGCCGAGGCAAACAUGCAGUCCUUCCGACAGGAUGUGGACAAUGCUGCCCUGGUCAGACUGGACCUGGAGAGGAAGGUAGAGUCCCUCCAAGAGGAAAUUAACUUCCUCAAGAAGCUACACGAUGAGGAGAUGCUGGAACUGCAGAACCAGAUCCAAAUGCAGCAGCACGCACAAGUGGACAUGGCUGAAGUGGCCAAGCCUGACCUGACUGCCGCUCUGAGGGACGUCCGCCUGCAGUACGAGAACCUGGCCUCCAAAAACAUCCAGGAGUCUGAGGAAUGCUACAAAUCCAAGUUUGCCGACCUCACUGAAGCGGCGGCCCGCAAUAACGAGGCUUUGAGAAUGGCUAAGCAGGAGGCUAACGACUACAGACGUCAGGUGCAGGCUCUCACCUGCGAGGCGGAUGCCCUCAAAGGAAGCAAUGAGUCCCUGGAGCGCCAGAUGAGUGAAAUGGAGGAGAACUUCUCCAUGGAGACGGGAGGCUUCCAGGACACCAUCGCCCGCCUGGAGGACCACAUUCACAACAUGAAGGACGAGAUGGCCCGUCACCUGCGGGAGUACCAGGACCUCCUCAAUGUCAAGAUGGCCCUGGACAUUGAGAUCGCCACCUACAGGAAGCUGCUGGAAGGAGAGGAGAGCAGAAUCAACACCCCUCUGCCAAACUUUUCCUCUCUGAACCUGAGAGAAACCAUGCUUGAUUCCAGACCUCACAUUGAAACCACAACAACCAAGAAGGUUCUCAUCAAGACCAUCGAGACCAGAGACGGUCAGGUGAUCAACGAGUCGACCCAGAACCAGGAUGACAUGGAGUAAAACUACUAAUGAGGCUUGGGCCAAAAGACCAACAGAAGAGCAAUAUUUUCACUUAUAUUCCACCCACAGUUACACAAAAAUAGCUUCUCAAAGUGCCUUUUAUAUGUGAUGAUUGUGUAAGUAGUAGUUAAGUUUCCAUCUCUUAUCCACAGUAUGUUGGUUUUGUUUAGACACAGUUAAGAUACACAACAACACACAGUCAACCACACAAAGGUUUACAAAGGACCAUUAGAGCCACUAAAUAUUCUAUGAAGAUUCUCAAGGCAUUUAACCCAUCGCAGCUGGACAGUUGAGAUUGUCUGAGAAGACAUUUCACUUUUCUUCCGAGCUCCGUCAGACUUAAAGCUGAACUAUCGCUGGUCUAUGACCAUGAACUGAUGAGGCUGCUCCAAUAGAACUGAACUAUCGCUGGUCUAUGACCAUGAACUGAUGAGGCUGCUCCAAUAGAACUGAACUAUCGCUGGUCUAUGACCAUGAACUGAUGAGGCUGCUCCAUUAGAACUGAACUAUCGCUGGUCUAUGACCAUGAACUGAUGAGGCUGCUCCAAUAGAACUGAACUAUCGCUGGUCUAUGACCAUGAACUGAUGAGGCUGCUCCAAUAGAACUGAACUAUCGCUGGUCUAUGACCAUGAACUGAUGAGGCUGCUCCAUUAGAACUGAACUAUCGCUGGUCUAUGACCAUGAACUGAUGAGGCUGCUCCAAUAGAACUGAACUAUCGCUGGUCUAUGACCAUGAACUGAUGAGGCUGCUCCAUUAGAACUGAACUAUCGCUGGUCUAUGACCAUGA
Messenger RNA from Nerophis lumbriciformis (worm pipefish), 2182 nucleotides. Its product is annotated as vimentin-like. Gene Ontology annotation, molecular function: structural constituent of cytoskeleton. Gene Ontology annotation, cellular component: plasma membrane; intermediate filament; cytoplasm. Lineage: Eukaryota; Metazoa; Chordata; Actinopteri; Syngnathiformes; Syngnathidae. Gene Ontology annotation, biological process: intermediate filament organization. The record is from RefSeq and is a predicted model, not a curated record.